AUGGACAGGCCGAUUGACGAGGUUGUGAAAAGUCUUUUGAAGUUUGUGGUCAGAGGGUUCUAUGGGGGCUCGUACGUGCUCGUGCUAGAUGCUAUCCUCUUCCAUUCGGUGCUCGCGGAGGACGACUUGAAACAGCUGCUGAGUAUAAACAAGACGGAGUUGGGCCCGCUCAUUGCAAGAUUGAGGGGGGACAGACUUAUAUCUAUACACAAGCAGAGGGAGUACCCGCCAAACUCGAAGUCCGUGGAGAGAAUAUAUUUCUACGUCAAGUACCCUCAUGCCAUCGACGGGAUUAAAUGGAAAGUGCACCAGGUGGUGCAGAGGUUGAAGGACGAUCUGGAUAAGAAUUCAGCACCCAAUGGGUACAUGUGCCCGAUAUGCGAAACCAAAUAUACGCAGCUCGAAGCGGUGCAGUUGUUAAACUACGAUAGGACAGAGUUUCUGUGUUCUCUGUGCGAUGAGCCCCUAGUGGAGGACGAUUCAGGUAAGAAAAAUAAGGAGAAACAGGAUAAACUGAACAGGUUGAUGGACCAGAUACAGCCUGUCAUCGACUACUUGAAGAAGAUUGAUGAUUCGAGAAUAGAGGAGAACACUUUCGAGUUCGCGUUGGCUAGGUUGAUCCCUCCACAGAACCAGUCCAGUGCCGCAUACACGUACAACCCGAAGAAGGGGUCGACGAUGUUCAGACCUGGGGAACAGAACGGCAGGCGCGAUUUGUCCAAUGCAAACUCAAGAAACGCAGGUGCAAACUCACAGGCUACAUUGCAUGUUAAUAUUACCACGGCAAGUGACGAACAAGCGCAAAGACAGUUGCAAGAGAGACAAGCUGAGGAAAAGAGGAAACAGAACGCUGUCCCUGAAUGGCAUAAACAGAGCACUGUCGGUAAGACGGCGCUCGGGAGGCUUGAUGAAGAGGAAGAGUUUGAUCCGCAGCCAACUGCCCAGGCUACGUUAUCCACUGAGCACGCGGACUUGGAAAACGACGGGUUGAACGGUAACAACGGCGCAACCAACUAUUACUCCUCACACAGGGCUUUGACAGAGACUGAGAUCGAAGAGAGGGAAAACGAAAGAACUUUGGCGGAGUACUAUGCUAAGUUGGCUAAACAGCAAGCUGAGGCAAAGAGGGGUGAAGAAGAUGAAGAAGAAGAGGAUGAGGAGGACGAAGAGCGCGAAAUGGAGGAGGAAGAAUACGACGCUGAAUCGAAGGAAGCCGCGGUCAAAACCCCCGUGGUGGAAGAGGUUGAUGAGGACGAGUUUGAGGAGGAUUUUGAAGAUGUCGAUAUGAAUGCGAAUAAGUCGGAGGAGGAAAACAAUCAAGCAAAGGACGACGGUGAUAUUAAAAAAUUGGAGGGCGAACUCCUUUCAGAAUCUUCAAAAAAGGAACAACCGGGGGAUAACAACGCUACCGAUGCCACCACAGAACCGAUCACUUCAACGGCGCCUACCACCGGAAACGAUGAUGGUGAAGACGACGACGAUAUGGAUAUUGAAUUUGAAGACGUCUGA
Messenger RNA from Huiozyma naganishii CBS 8797, 1509 nucleotides. RefSeq names its product transcription factor TFIIE subunit TFA1 (gene TFA1). Gene Ontology annotation, biological process: transcription initiation at RNA polymerase II promoter; transcription open complex formation at RNA polymerase II promoter. The transcript has a single exon. The record is from RefSeq and is a predicted model, not a curated record. Gene Ontology annotation, cellular component: transcription factor TFIIE complex. The coding region runs from base 1 to 1509 and encodes 502 amino acids. NCBI's taxonomy places the organism in Eukaryota, Fungi, Ascomycota, Saccharomycetes, Saccharomycetales, Saccharomycetaceae.